AUGGGAGUACCAGCAUUUUUUCGGUGGUUGAGUCGGAAGUAUCCUUCCGUAAUAGUGGAAUGUAUCGAGCAAAAGGUAGGUUAGGUUAUUUAUUUGGAUGAGCACUUCCCGCUUAAUACACAGGAUAAUUGUAUUUUCAUUGUAUCUUUGUAGCCGAUAACUACGAAUGGUGUACGAGUGCCAGUAAAUUCUGCGGAUCCCAAUCCAAAUGGAAUAGAAUUUGACAAUUUGUAUCUUGAUAUGAACGGCAUCAUACAUCCUUGCACCCAUCCGGAAGAUAAACCGGCACCAAAAAAUGAGGAAGAAAUGAUGGAGGCCAUUUUCGAGUGCAUCGACCGUCUAUUUCGUAUUGUAAGACCAAGGAAAUUACUUUAUAUGGCAAUUGAUGGAGUUGCACCCAGAGCAAAAAUGAACCAGCAAAGAUCAAGAAGGUUCAGAGCUUCGAAAGAAACAAAUGAGAAGAUUAAUGAAAUAAAGAGAAUACGUUCUGAAUUAGUGCUUAAAGGCGCCUCUUUGCCUCCAGAGAAACCGAAAGAAGACCAUUUUGACAGCAACUGUAUCACCCCUGGCACACCAUUUAUGGCACGAUUGUCAAAGUGUUUGCAUUACUACAUACAUGACCGUUUAAACACUGAUCCUGGUUGGAGAAAUAUAAAAGUAAUUUUGAGUGACGCAAAUGUACCAGGUGAAGGAGAACAUAAAAUAAUGGAUUUUAUACGUAGACAGAGAGGUCUUGCAACGCACGAACCUAACUUUACAAUUAUUCGUGAGGAAUUUAAGCCGAAUAAACCGAAACCGUGUGACAUAUGUGGUCAAUUGGGACAUGAGAUGCAGGAGUGUACGGGUGCAGAGCAUAAUCCAAGAGAUGAGGCUAAUGUUUUUGGAUCCGAAUGCCAGUACAUAUUUGUGCGAUUAAAUGUUCUCAGAGAAUAUUUAGAAAGAGAGUUGCAAAUGCCUAAUCUACCAUUUAAAUACGAAUUCGAACGAGUUAUCGAUGAUUGGGUGUUCAUGUGUUUCUUCGUAGGAAACGAUUUUCUUCCUCAUCUUCCGUCUUUGGAGAUUAGAGAAGGGGCAAUCGAUAGACUCGUUAAUUUGUACAAAAAAGCAGUAUAUAAAACAGGAGGAUUUCUCACAGACAGUGGAGAUGUAAAUUUGGACAGAGUUCAACUUAUAAUGUCCGAACUAGGCAGUGUCGAAGACGAAAUUUUUAAGAAAAGACAACAGAAUGAAUUAGCCUUCAAACAACGCGAGAAGGAUAAAAAGAGGAGGUUACUGGGCGUCGGUAACAAUAAGCCAAAAUGGAUCCCUACGGGACAAUUUGCACCAACACGUAUUGGUGACCGUGUUAGUCCAGUAAAAAACGCACGUUACGAAGCCUAUCAAAUGCGCAUUCAUGGCCAAAACUAUCAUACAAGUGCAACGGGAAAUUCUAAAGAGAUGCUGGAAAGUAUGAUGCGUCCUGAGAAUGCGACUAAUCAGGAGUGUAAACGUAAAAGUGAUGCACUUGAAGAUGAGUCGGAUGACGAUCAAGCGCAUGAUGAAGUUCGAUUGUGGGAAGACGGUUUCAAGGAUCGUUACUACGAAUCGAAAUUCGAUGUAUCUCCCGAUAAUUUGGCGUUUAGAAAUAACGUAGCGUUACAGUAUGUACGCGGUUUAUGUUGGGUUUUACGAUAUUACUAUCAAGGUUGUGCUUCAUGGAAAUGGUAUUUUCCAUAUCAUUAUGCACCAUUUGCUAGCGAUUUCAUCAACAUCGGUGGUCUUUCCACCGAAUUUGAGAAAGGAACUACACCAAGAUCGCCAAUUAUCGAUUUCUAUCCAGAAGAUUUUAAAAUUGACUUAAAUGGCAAAAAGUUUGCUUGGCAAGGAGUAGCCCUACUUCCUUUCGUCGACGAGAAACGGCUGUUCAAAGCAUUGGAGCCAUAUUACGAUUUCUUAACAGAAGCAGAAAAAAAACGAAAUGUUCGAGGGGACGAUCGACUAUAUGUUGGACUGGGCAACAGUAACUAUAAUUUUAUAAAGGAACUUUACAUAAACCACGUGCGAUUCGACGUAGAAACUUCGAUAUCCAUAGACGGCAUGCGAGGUACAGUAUUGUUGGCAGAAGACUGUGUCGGAGAUGGGGCUACUUUACCCUCACCUAUAAAUAGUCUACCAGUCAGGAAUAAUAAAAGAUACAAUUGUCUCCUUUUUUCCUGUUGUAGUGUCAGAUUCAGAGAUCCAAAAUAUAGCACUAAUUUCAUUUUCCCCGCGAGGAAGUUGAAGGGCGUUAAAGAACCGUCAAGAGUUUUGAAACCUCAAGACUUUGACCAAAUGAAUCGUAAUACUGGAAACACUUGGAAGCCGCAGAUUGGUUUUACUCCGUCUACGCAAGUUGCUUCGUUGAGUGAGGCAGGUCGAAGAAUACUUGGGUGA
This is a messenger RNA of Heterotrigona itama, 2412 nucleotides long. The record is from the annotation of a GenBank genome assembly. Lineage: Eukaryota; Metazoa; Arthropoda; Insecta; Hymenoptera; Apidae.